AUGGCAGACGUCCAAGAAACCCGCGCCAAAGACUUUAUCCGCUUCAAAAACUUCGCAGCAUGGACUUUUAUCGUCGGCGCGCCCGUGCUGCUGGCCAUGCCGCCACGCAAACUCGACCUGCACAGUUUCGCGCUGACCUCGGCGUUUGCGGUGUCUGCGAACCAUUUAUAUCGUCAACGGAAUCCCGCGGGGAGGGGGAUAUUGGAUGAGACUGGGGUGCGGGUUUUUGCGCGUGAAGAUAAAGAGGAUGGGCCGGCGAAUUUGUUCAAGCAGCUGCCUACGGAACGAGCGGCAGAGGUACAGGCGCAGUUGCGCGCGGCAAAGGAAGCGUCCUUGACAAACCAGACAGAAUUGGACAAGUACAAGUCGGCGACGCAGUUUCAGGAUCGGUCACUACCGGAAAAGAUCUGGAUGGGUGCGGAGACGGAGGGCUGGAAGGAAAGACGGCUGCGUGAGGAGCAGCAGGCGCUGGCUGAGGGAAAGGGGUAUGGCGAUUUGAUCAUGGAGCAUAUCUGGGACGUGUGGAAUUGGGGGAAGCCCGAGGACAAGAAUGACAACAAUACGGAUGGAAAGAAGUGA
This is a messenger RNA of Talaromyces rugulosus, 579 nucleotides long. RefSeq lists its product as uncharacterized. The record is from RefSeq and is a predicted model, not a curated record. Lineage: Eukaryota; Fungi; Ascomycota; Eurotiomycetes; Eurotiales; Trichocomaceae. The transcript has a single exon. The coding region runs from base 1 to 579 and encodes 192 amino acids.